CCCAAUUGUAUUUAACACAGACACAGUAAUGCUGCCACGACAUCUCCUUCUUCUUUGAAACUCAGAUCGAAGAUGAGUUACGAGGGCAAGGCUUGUGUAAAUUGCGUAUUCAUCAUCUUCCUUCUCGUGGCAUCUACUCUUCUUUCUCGCUCUCCAGUUGAAGCCAAAUCUAUUCGCCCAAUAACUGACAGUGAGAUCAGACAGAAGAAGCUCGAAUGCUAUGCUAAUAUAGAGAGUGGAUUAUGGGGUCCGAAAUGCAAGUCUUCGAUGAUUGCAAAGGAGAACUGUGCGUUGCGAUGCCUUUCCCCUACUUGUUAUGAGCUCAUUUAUGAGAGUGAUCCUCUUGAAGAAGGAGAAAAAGAUUUUGUUAGGGGCCAAGAAUACAAAUAUUGUAUGCAUAAAGUGUCACUGGGAGAAGGCCUUGAGGGUAUCAGGGGUUCGUUCGACUACUAAAAUAUGUGGGCUGGCAUGAAAACAUUGUACUGAAUAGAUUUAUGGCCUAAUUUGUUCCUU
Molecule: messenger RNA, 513 nt
Organism: Pistacia vera
Lineage: Eukaryota; Viridiplantae; Streptophyta; Magnoliopsida; Sapindales; Anacardiaceae
Exons: 5
Coding region: 73-453 (126 amino acids)
Source: RefSeq, a predicted model, not a curated record